AUGUCCCCUUCCCUGCUUCCUUGCAUCCCCUUCCCUGCUUCUCCCCGUCCCCUUACCUGCUUCCCCCCCUCCUCUUCCCUGCUUCCCCUCAUUCCCUUCUCUGCUUCCCCUCAUCCCCUUCCCUGCUUUCCCCCUUCCCCUUCCCUGCUUUUCCCCAUCCCAUUCCCUGCAUUCCCCCAUCCCCUUCCCUGCUUCCCCCCAUCCCCUUCCCUGCUUCCCCCCAUUCCCAAGCCCUGCUUCCCCCCAUCCCCUUCCCUGCUUUCCCCCAUCCCCUUCCCUGCUUUCCCCCCUCCCCUUCCCUGCUUUCCCCCUUCCCCUUACCUGCAUCCCCCCAUUCCCAAUCCAUCCUUCCCCAUGUCCCCUUCCCUGCUCCCCCCAAUCCCCUUCCCUGCUUCCCCCCAUCCCAUUCCCUGCUUUCCCCCAUCCCCUUCUCUUCUUCCCCCCAUCCCCUGCCCUGCUUUACCCCAUACCCUCCGCACUAUCUCCAGGUGUUGUCCUCAUCCUUCAAAACAACCUGCUUCCCCACCCAUCCCACUGCUGUGCACUGUCCUUCCUGCCAUGCUCAUACCCUUGCUCUCCACUCACUCCCUUGUUCUCCCUCGCCCCACUCCCCACCCCUCCAGCUGCACAAAAGCAGAUCUACGACUGGAUCCGCCACGCCGCGGUGCAGGAGCAGUCUCAGCCUCCUCUCGAGACUGCCUUCAGCAAUACCCCUUGCCCCAUACCCUCUGCCGACCUCAGCUGUUGCCGCCGUCCCUGCGUUACCCCAGGCCUACAGUCCGGACAGUGAACGCGUUGCGGCACGAGGCGUACCGCACCGCUGAGGAGCUCGCGUUCAACUUGAGCGUGCAGAUUUGUCUUCCCAAGCAUGGUGGCGAUGCUCACGGUAACGACGAGGGGAAUACCCAGGAGCACACCGCGGGUUCGCAGGCAGGGGUUAUCGCGCUCCCUGGCGCGGCUGUAUUCCCGGUUCGCGGUGGUACUCAGUACGGGACCGAGGAGCACCCGGGUUCGAGGCCUGACCGCGAUGGAGAGGAUGGUGGUGAGGUUACUGCGGGUAAGGAGGGAGAACGCGAUCACACGGGCAAGCCUGAAAUGUCAACCGCGGUGGUUUAUCGUCGGGGUGGCGGUAGGGUCGGGGUCGUGGACGAGGUCGAGGUUCGGGGGGGGGUUGCGAGGGGCAACCACGACGUGGGUGUGGAGAUGGACGAGUCGGAGGAGGAGGAGGCGGAUGCUAACGCGGUCGCGGCUGUGGGUGCCGACAGGUCCACCACCUCCGGUAAAAGCAUCAGGCGACUCGCAGCUCAUUUGGCCCCCGCGGCCAGGAGCGCGGGCCCAUCAGGUGAGGUUGGGGGCAAGAUUCCUGUGCGCGGAGCGCGGGAUUUCAACUCGCUGGCCGCGAUCCCAUCGAGGAAGCUGGCGGCCGAGAUUCUGCAACUCGACUGCCAGCUGCAGUCACAGGCGCAACUGAUUGGCCAGCUGAAGAAGCGCCUGGAGUCUCGCGGGGGCGGUGACGAGCCACCUACCAACGACGAGAUCGUGUCCCUCCUUGAGAAGGCGCAGCGGCAAUCGGUGAACGCGGCUCUGAUUUUAGAGAUGGAGUCAAAGUCGCUCGCGGUAGAAAGGGCGGCCCUUCGCGACCAGAGGAACCAGGAGGAGUUGAUCCUGGGUCGCAUUGACGCGAGGCUGGCAAGGAUGGAGGGGGUGGUGACCGACUCGAUGGAAGGGGUGCAGAAGAAGCUGACCGACGAGGUUGGGCGGAAGAUCGACAACAUGUCGUCCGUGGUUGCCGCCACUUCAGAGCGCGCCAUCACCACUAGCGGGGUGACCAACGCCCUGAACACGCUAAUCGCCCUUGUUUCCGGGGGUGCGCUGCCUCGCGCGGACACGGAAGAACCGCUCGCGACGGAGACGGCGGAACCCGGUCUCGCCGGAAAGGGCAAAGGUAAGGUGGAGGAGGUGGAGCCGGCCGUAACGGGUAAGGCCAAAGGGAAGCCUGAGGUGCAGCACUCGGAGGCGGUUGCCAAGCACACCGCGAUCUUACCCGCCCCUGCUGCUGCUGCUGCUGCUGCUGCUGCUGCUGCUGCUGCUGCUGCUGCUGCUGCUGCUGCUGCUGCUGCUGCUGCUGCCACUGGACAGCUUGUCCCCACCGCGAGCGCAGCGGCACUGCCGAGUGCGUCCGCGGUCGAACCGAAGACGGAGAAAUGCGGCCGGGGUUGCAAGAAGCAGCCGCCUCCACCAGUAGAGGUGUUCGACGACGACGAUGAGGACGAUGAGCUGGAGGAUAUCGUGAUGUCAUGGGUUGGGCCGUCGGACCAGACAGGAGAAACGGGUGGCGAGACUGCGGUUGAGGUGUUCGGUGGUGGAGCCUCCGCGGGGAAACUGGGGGCGUGA
This is a messenger RNA of Closterium sp. Naga37s-1, 2394 nucleotides long. NCBI's taxonomy places the organism in Eukaryota, Viridiplantae, Streptophyta, Zygnematophyceae, Desmidiales, Closteriaceae. The record is from the annotation of a GenBank genome assembly.